AGCAUGUUUUGGUGUCGCGAACAUGGAAAGCUUGGCCAGAUCCCAGUUAUUACCAUCGAAUACGGAAGUGGAACUGCCAAUAUUAGUUUUGCCACAUGUAGUGCUCUUUCCCGGAGAAAAUCUUCCUCUGCGCGUCUGGGAGCUGCACCAUGUACGUCUCCUCCUUCUUUUAGCCUUUUCUCAACGACGCGGACAACCAGCUUACCUCGGCAUCCUUAAUGCUCGAAGGCGCUCUUUAAUGGAGGAUGCAGUAGUGGGUUGCACGUGUGAGAUGUUCGAGGUCGAAUCAGAUUGGGACGGGUCCUCGCCGCUCACGGCAAAGGCCAAGGGACGUCAACGAUUUAGAGUACUGGACGCUGCGAGGGGGGGGAACAUGGAAAUGCGCCAAGGCAUUCCGCAUGUGCGUGUUCUUAUUCUUUCAGACGAAUGUGUAAGUGCAUAUCCCAGGUUGCCUCAGUGGCAAAGGAGUAAGUUGCAUCAAUGUACCUAUUGGCCCACUACUAUAAUGGGUCUACUGUCUCCCGCUUGCCUGCUUGGAAAAGUCAAACAAAUACUUCAUUCUAUUGAGUCUUGGCAGGGUGUCCGAUGUGCUACAGGCUUUGAACUCUGUCGUAUUGCCGGAUUCUCUAGUGACUGCUUGGAUGGAGAGGAGCGGGGUCGCGAGGGGGCUGACGAAGAAGAGGGAGCUCCAGUGGAAAUGAGGGAUGCGGUGUCUUUGUCAUUUCGCUUGGCAGCUAGUUUGCCACUUGAUGACAUUACACGUCAGCGUCUCUUAGCGAUGGACUCAGUGGUUUAUCGCCUUCAAAAUAUCAUCUUAUUGCUGAAGAAUACGGCAGAGAGCAAGCUCUGCUGCGCUCAUUGCGAGGUAGCCUUAGUUGGCAAAGGAGCGCUUUUCAGUGUUCCUGGCGCAGAGGGGACUGUUGGGGCCUAUAGCAAUCCGGCAGGUGUUGUGCAUCAGAUGCUUACGGUCAGAGAGGUGCUCGAUGAAGAGGAGAACGUAGCUUUGGAGGGACCGAUUGAAACGGAGGGCUCAUGGUUCGAAGGCUACGCAUGGACGAUUGCUUACUGUAGGCGCUGCAGCCUACAUCUGGGAUGGCUGUUCACUUGCUGCGAAGUAAAUAGAGAGGAAUCGACAAAUUUGCCGCGGUUUUGGGGAAUUAGGCGUCAGGCCUUGGUGGAUGAGCUGCAGUGCAAUGCUCAGCGCGUCCCCGAUAGCCGUCAAGAUGGAGCACGGCCUCAGAUUGACGAUGGCGAGGGGAUAGUAGCGGAGGAAGAAGAAAUGCUAAUUCGCAUGGUUGAGUAAGGGGGAGAUGUGUCCGGUCACGAAAUGGAGGUUGGUGAAGGCGCAAUCGAACAUGCCGGAGAACGUGUGUACGAUAGUAUUUCGAAUGUACAAGGGGGGUGUCGCUGAUUGAUCACAUCAACCUCAAUAUGAAGACGGAACAUGUAAAAGUAGAGAGAUUAUAUAACAAUUUUUUAAGCGUAUACAAGGUACGAGGUAAAAGUACUCUGACGCCAGAUAUCUA
This is a messenger RNA of Nannochloropsis gaditana CCMP526, 1526 nucleotides long. RefSeq names its product cereblon. The transcript has a single exon. The record is from RefSeq and is a predicted model, not a curated record. Bases 23 to 1303 code for a protein of 426 amino acids.